CUAGUUUCCUGUGUACCCACCGGAAAGGCCGGUGACGGCGAUGCAUACGCCAAGGGGACUGAUUCACAUGAACGUGGCGCCUCAGGGGUGGAUUAAUGCGGUGGCGAUGGUGUAGAGACACAUGAUUAGGGCCAUGCAAACGGUUAGUCCACAUAUUACUCAGCCCUACAUUGACGACUUGGCGGUCAAGGGUCCGAAGGAGAAGGAGGAAGACGAAGUGAUGCCAGGAGUGAGGCGGUUUGUCUGGAAGCACGUCCAAGAUAUCGACCAGGUUUUGGGUCUGCUGGAAGAGCAUAACCUGACGGCGAGCUGCCCCAAGUUGAAGCAUUGCAUGAGGGAGGCCACGAUUCUAUGCUUUGUCUGCAACGAGGAAGGGCGGAGACCAGAUGUGAAGAAGACGGACAAGAUCCUAGCGUGGCCAGUCCCUUUUCGGUCAAUAACGGACGUGAGGAGUUUCCUUGGGACCUGUGGGUUUUGGAGGAGUUUUGUAAAGGACUUCGCCACCAAGAUGGAACAUUUAAGAAAGCUGGUACGUCAGGAUCAGGAAUUGGUCUGGGGCGAAGACCAGGAAAGGGCUGUGGAUGGGAUGAAGAGAGAAUUUAAAGAAGGAGGGUUGGUGCUAGGGGCGCCAAACUACGAGGCCACAGAGGAGAAGUCGUUCAUUGUCGAGACGGACGCUGGGCCUACUGCCUUAGGAGGAGUCCUGAUCCAGGCACAUACUAUUGGGAAGGAGAGGCCGCUGAGGUUUGAAAGCCGUACCCUUAAUACGACUGAAAGGAACUAUUCGCAGUUCAAGAAAGAGACGUUGGCGGUGCUCCAUUGCCUAAGGACCUUCCGUAACUACAUCUUUGGCAGGAGGCUCAUUCUAAGGGUGGACCCUACCGCGCUGGCGGGAGACAAGAACAGGGCAGAUGGGCUGAGCCGUAUUAACUGGGAUAAGACGAGCAAAGAGUCAAUUGAGGAUACCCCACCAGUCGAUGGGUUCUUGGAUCAGGAGGAAGAUGUCCGCCUUCACAUAAAUGAGUGGUCGCUGAGGGUGCCAAGCUGUGUCAUGCAUCCUAUAUGGCUAGCACCAAAGGGGUACGAGCAGAAGAAGGAGUUGGUCCUCAAGCCCUUCCAAGAAGAAGAUCCAUGGGGGAGUAAGGAGGUUGGCUGGAUGAUGAGGUUGGCAUUGGCAGGGAUAUAUAGUCUAGCGGAGGAGGUAAGGACGAUAGAGGAAGGCCCAACCCAGGCAGAGGAGCAUGAGCAACUAAUGGGAGGAAUGUACUUGCUCACUAACACGCUCCUGCAGAGGAAUUUUGACCGGAGGAGCGCUGUCGGUUCCGAGGAAGGUGAGCUUCUUAUUCCUAAAAGCCAGGACGACGAGUUUGAAGAGGGGGAGAUUAGGGAGGCCUUCCGUGCUGAGGAGUAUGACGGAAUUUAUCGCGAGUUGGGGUUACUCCUGUCAUGUGAAAUGAGGGAUAGGGACGCAAGUGCCAAAGCCCAGAAGAUGAGGCACCUCUACGUAAUGAGAGACGACCAUCUGUUCAUAAAGCGACAAGUUGGGAACCCCAAGAGGAUUGUAUGUGGAAGGAACCGACAGAUUGAUGUCAUAGCAGCCUUGCACGACGGUAUAGCAGGGGGGCACAGAGGGGUUAGUGCCAUGUGCGCAAAGAUAAGUGAGCUAUACCAUUGGGAUGAAAUGCUGACUAUGGUCAUCAAGUACUGCCAGUCAUGUGUACCCUGCCAAGAGAGGUCAGCGCAAAGGUCGGGGGAACCCCUGCACCCAAGGCUGGAAAGGGAAGUGGGUGUGGUCGUACACCUGGACCUACUGUUCAUGCCGGUGGGGGAGAAUGGGUGUAACUAUAUCUUCGAUGCACGGGAUAACCUUACUGGGUUUGUGGACGGUCGGGCUAUUCGGACGAAGACCGGCCCAGUUCUGGCCAACUGCAUCGAGGAAUACUACAUGCGCUAUCCUUUUGUCAAGGAGUUCGUGAUGGAUCGGGGAUCAAGAUUUACCUGCAAUGAGAGGGGCGGGAGGGGCAAGCGGCCACGACAGAGACCUCAGGAAGUAUCGGGAGAAGAUGACUCGCGCAGACCGGUUGGGAGGGAGUCUACGCCUAUCUUCGACGACGGUAACAUAGAGCUUUUCCUGGACUCCUACCAGGCACAUGCGACACGGGAGGGCUGGUCUACCUUGGAAAGGAUACGGCACCUGAGGGGAGUUGGGCGCUUCGAGGAGCCUAUCGCGCACAUUCGAGAGGAGGCGUUGACAAGGCGGGAUGUGGAGGCAGGAAUGCAGAUGUUGAGGGCUUCGCCGAUGGGACCGGAUGGGUUGCCCAUUCGAUUGGAGGAAGGCAAUGUGGAGGAGUUCAUCCCGGCCCAUGAGCAGUAUUUGCGCGACCAGGGGACUGGGCAGGAAGAGUGGAUGCAGAUGCUGCCCCUCUGGACACGGAGGGCAGAGAGGUCGUUGGAAAGGCAGAUCCGGGAUAGGGCACACGACUGGGAGGACUGUCAGGCCCAGUUGAGGCGGGCAUUUCGACGACUGGAGCCCGAGAGGCCGGAGCCCAGGGUAGAGAGGCGACAGAGGAGUAAGAGGCCACGAGACCCAGAGGCGAGAGGGGCCAUUACGACCCGAGGGGGCCGAAAGGCCUUGGCACAGCGAGAGGGGCCAGCGGAAGCCGCCCAGACAGUGGAGCCUGUUCAGGCUGCGAGGCCGGCUCAGGUAGCAGGGCUACCCCUUACUCACGGACUUGAGCAGGUGGAGUUUCAUCGGAGCACGCGCAGUGAUCUACAGGGUUCAUCGCCUGUGCUACCAGAGGAGAGGGAGGUCAUGCCAUUCAGGACGCCGUUCGACAGGCUGGAGGCCCACCUCGGCGCGUCCCAAUGGGGGGCGUCACAACUGGGGGCAAACCAUGGCGGGCCGGCCCAGUAUGAGCCAAUAGCGGAGGAGUCGGGGGAGGAGCGGCAUGAGGCGGGGCCUCGUGGGCCCGAGGAGCCACAGACUGAGGGGGUUAUUACUGUUGGAGAUGAUACCCCUCCGCCUACCCCGAUUCCGGAGCACCUACCACAACACUGGUCUGAGGGAAUCCCCGAGCCGGGUAGCGAGGAGAUUUCGAUACCACCAUUGGGGGCCACUACGCCACCUCCGACGCGGACGGGGCCAGAGGAGGGCGAGAGGGCGAGGAAGCCUGCUACCGCGGCGCCACAACUGACUGAGCCUGUGGGGGAACGCAUGGACGUGGAGGUGCCGAUAUCUGAGGAGCCUCCGCCAGAGCCGCCACCCGCAAAGGAGGGGACGAGUGAGAGAGGCCCGCUACGAGGGGCUCAUGAGGCGAGGGUAAAGAGGCCAUCGGGAGAGACGAAAGAAGAGAAACACGCGAGGGUACAGGUACGCCUUGAAGAGCUCUACCGGGAAAAGCUUAGAAUGAAGGCCGCAGGAGAAGCGCCAAAGCCGCCAGUUGACCCUUCGACGAGCGAGCAGAGGAUUAGUGAGGCUUGGGCCAGCUAUGAGAGCAAGAGGGAUGCGGCUCGCCUGAGGUCGCGAGAGGAAGGACAGGGGCGUGCAGGAUUGGACGAGGCACGAGAGACGGAGGACUUGGGAUUUUCAGCCGCCAGGAUGGAAAUUGAGCGUGCAGAUAGGAGGGUAAGUGAGGUGGCAAUUUCGUCCUUCCAACGGUACUCCAUGCUCAGCGAUGAGUUGACGGCCUCGAGGUUAGAGGUGGGGCAGUUGUCCACCCAGUUGGCGGAAGAGAGGACAGAGAACCAAGCGUGGAGGUCCCGCAUGGAGGCCAAAGAGGCGGAAUGGGAAAAGAGGCUCCGAGAUAUGGCAGCGAUGGUAGAGAGGCUCUCGGCCACUAAGGUGGUCGACUGGACAAAGCAGAGCUGGUAUGGUAUCCAGGGGAAGGAGGUACAGGGGCUCUUUGGCCAGGAAGGAACAACAAAGACGCCGCAACGAGAGGGAAUGGGGAAGGUGUUCCUGGAUCUGACAGAGGCGGCAGCAAGGCGGGAGGCCGAGGAGGGGAGAUUCAGCUUCAGGACUCCCACGGAGUUGGCCUCGCAGCAGGCCACCCCUAUGACAAUUGAGAUUCCUGGGGACGAGACGACGCAGGGACCCCAACCUCCGGUGGUGGAGGGGGGCCCCACAGAGGAGUCCCCUAUGAUCCUUUUGGAGGUGCAGGGGGGUGCCCUGACGGGAGAAGCGACAUCCACUGAGCUGAAGGCAGCGGGGGGAGAGGCAUCCCGACUGGAUGAGCUAGUGGCAGCCAUGGAGCUGGACAUGCCGUCGGGAGGGCCUCAGAGACAGGAGACCCCGGAGUGUGCGCCAGAGACCGGGGAGUUGAGAACGCGGUUAGGCUCUUGGGCCACUGGGACUGACUUAGGAGAGCACAUCUCAGAGCAGCAGCAGGAAGUUAUGAGCAGAUCAGCGACUGCCAUGAUCCCCCAGCCUCCUGACCCACGGGGGGGGCGAGGAGAUGACUGCGAUGGAAGGGACCCACGAAGGUAGGCCGAUGAGAUUGGACACUCCCGUGUACCAACCUGAGGGAGAUGAAAUGCUAGCAAGGCCGAG
Chara braunii is the source of this 4549-nucleotide messenger RNA. The record is from the annotation of a GenBank genome assembly. Lineage: Eukaryota; Viridiplantae; Streptophyta; Charophyceae; Charales; Characeae.